GCGCCGGGCAGCGCCGCACUGGACGCCGAAUGCGGUUGGCGGGCGCGGAGAAGUUUCAGCUGCUGCCGGCGAGUACUGAUGGCGUCACGCUCGUUAGCGGGAGAAAUUCAAAAGUGGAUUUUGCGCUACGAGAGGACAUAAAUGUUGAAUAACUACCAAUUAUUUUCUGGACCUGACUGGUUUAUAAUUUGAGAAGAAACAAUGGAAAGCCAAGAAUUUAUUGUUCUAUAUACUCAUCAAAAGAUGAAGAAGUCAAAAGUGUGGCAAGAUGGAAUUCUGAAAAUCACUCGUUCAGGAAACAAGGCAACUUUGUAUGAUGACAGCGGAGCAUGUUUGGAAAGUCUGUUUCUUAAGUGCUUUCAGGUGAAACCUGGAGAUGACUUGGAAAGUGAUCGAUACUUAAUAACAGUUGAGGAGGUUAGAACUAAUGGAAUCGUAGCUGGUACACAGGACAGCACUAAAGAGAGACUAGAAUCAAGUUCUGGAUGGCGUCUCUCUUCUGGCCGGUCUCUUGGAUGUCAGCCCUGCGGUUUAAAAAGGAAGGUUACUGGCUUUCAAGGGCCACGUAAGAGCCAUAAGAAAAUGGUUGUUACAGAAAAUGGUGAAUUGGCUGCCUCACAUGGUGAUGUGACACCUUGCUCAACUUUUUCUCCUCCAUUAUACAGUAAGCUUCCCAUGUUUUCUGUUCUUGGCAAGAAAGAUAUAAAUCAUAUGCCAACAGACGCUGAGACUAUCAUCACUGACAGGAACAGAGGGAGAAGUGAUGUGCUUUCUUCACUGCUCUCCACUUCAUCCUUCAAGAUGAAUUCAGAACCACGAGAUGAACAGGAGUAUUUUUGCUCUCUUGUGAGUUCUAGAAGUCAGCAUUCAGAGUCUUUACUGAUCAAUGAGACCAUACAAAGAAAUAGCUUGCCAUCUCACUGUCUUGGAGUUUCACCAAACCUUAGAAGCAAGGAACAGAUACUAGCUCUCCUGAAAUCCAAACCAGCCAGCAUGCAGAAGGAUCUAAAUUCUGAGAUCACAGGAAAUUUUCCUCAGAUGAAACCACAAGGAAGUUCAAAGAUUAUUACUAAGCCAAAGGAAAAGUGUGCUGAUACACAGAACACAGGAAAUUUACAUUCUGAGCUCCAACCAGAAAAUGCCACGAGGAAUACAAGUCGGUGGGCCUUGUAUUUACCUUCCCAGAGUUCACCUGAAUGUUUUGCUGUAGAUGGGAAUGGUACAGAAAGCAAAUUUGAAGCCCAGGACGAUAUGAAAAAUCUGAAUAUGACUGAACUUUUGGUGCCAAAAAAGGUACAGCUCUUUGAAACAUGUGCUGAAAAGGGAGCAUGCAGUGAAGACAAGCCAGUGGAUAACAAUAGCCAAUCCAGGAAUCAGGACAUAAACAUAGACAUUCCUUUAUUCUGUGAAAGCAGCAGCUCCCUGGUUAGCUGUAGUAGUACAAAAAAUACUGAUUUAUUAUUAGAAACUGACAUUCAGAAUAAUAAUAGAGCACCUUGUAAUCAAAAUGACAAGGUGUGUAUAGAAGGAUUGGCUUGCAUUAGAGAAAAGAUUCACAUGGCCAAUAGAUGUGGAACACUGGAACGGGAGUGUCGACCAGUGUCAUCCUUGCCAAAAAUAGAAGAUACACAAAUUGAAUCUUCUCUAAGUAGCAACUCUAGGAUCUCUGACAUUGCAGACAUGAUUUCUAAAAGUAGUACUGAUAGAGAAUGUUUGAAUUCUAUUCAUGAACCUUCACUGCCAUUUUUAGAGGUUUCUUUUAAUCUAAGCAAUUUUGAGACCAGUGACACUGAUGAGGAAUCAAGAGAAGAUAAGAAAAUUUUCCAGGCUGCAGAGAGCUGGGAAAAGGAAGUUUUGCUUGCCAAUAGUAAUUCAUGUGUCCUGAAGAGCUGUGAAGGUAAAUAUUGUCAAGAAAUUGCAGGUAAACAUUUGCCACUCUUAGCAUUUAGUGGUGUCAAGCCUGAAGAAGUGUUUCCCACCAAAGAGAAUCUGAUGUCAGAAUUCUGUGAUAGAACCUGUGUGGGUUUUAAUCCGGGACACUGUGAAGAUGGAAACUUGGGAAAAGCAGUGGAGGAGCAGUGUGGUAAUUCAAAAAGCAGUUUGGACUUGACGUUAGAAUGCACUGAUGUGCCUAUGGAUAACAAAGAACGUGUUGAUAACCCUAUCAAAACCAUUGGAAUUAACUAUGGCAUUGCCUCACCUGCAAAUGAAUCUAAAGGUAAGAAACCAUUUGACACAGUUUCAGAAGCUAUACCAAAGUGUCAUCUACAACAGGAUUUUGAACAGCCUGUUGAGUUUCAAGGACAUCAAGUGAAAGGAUCAGCUACUAGUGGUUUCACGGUCAGAGGACACAGCUCACAGCUAGGAUGCAGUCAGUUUCCAGAUAGUGUUGAAUAUGAAAACUUCAUGACAGAUACUUGUGUUUUGACACCAGACUUGCCUAGCAUUUGUAUGCAGAAUGACUUCUUGCGGGUAAUUUCACCAGAACAAUGGAGCCCUGUUUCUACUUUCUCUUUUAACCUAAGAAAUGAAGACUCCGUGCUUGAGUUCUCUGAGGAGUCUCUGAAAGGCAGAGCUUUCUCUGGAUUGAAAAAAAAUGGUCUCCUAGAGAAUAGGAACCUUGAAAAUUUUCCAUCUGUAAGUAGAGCCUCAGCUCCAUUGGUACCCGCUGAUGGGCCAGCAGUCUUAGAUUCUAGUUCAUUUGUGAUUGACCAUAACACACAAGAGUCUUCUGGUUCUUCCAUGUUCACCUUGUGUGAAGAAUCAGUUCUUCCAUGUGGUUUUGGACCUAAGGAUCUGAGUGGGACGUCUUCCUUUCAAGAAUCUAGAGAAGUGACUCUAGGAGGAGAUGCUUUGCUACUUAAGAAAUCUACUCAAAGCAAGUGGAUAAAAUAUCAAAACAUAUCCCAGUGUAACUUGACUGCCCUAAACAGAGUUGAUGACAAAGUGACAGAUGACCUCUUUGCCAAGGAUGUCUCUGAGGUGCAUUUUAGCCAUUCAAGUGAGGGGCAGAGUGCUGCUAGGAAUGAAAACUCUUUAGACUCUGUGUACUUGGAGAUGAUAAAAGGCAUGUUGUAUCAACAGAAGCAAAAUUUUAGCAGUCAAGAUUUGGUGUCCAAACAGAAAGCACUUUUUUGUAAUUUAAAGCAGAUUUCUAAGACUGAAGAAACUCAAAAUGUGUUAGGAAGGUCUGCUAGCUGUAAGUCAUACAGUGUAAAGGAUUUACAGGAGAUAAACAGCUCUGAGCUAUGCUUCCCAAGUAGGCAAAAAAUAAAAUCUGCUUACCUUCCUCAAAGGCAAAUUCAUAUACCAGCAGUUUUUCAGUCUCCCACUCAUUAUAAGCAGAUCUUUACAUCUUCGAUCAUAGAACAUCUAAAUAUAUUGCUGUUUGGAUUGGCACAAAGGUUGUACAAAGCUCUUUCAAAACUUGACAUGUCCUUUUAUACAUCAUCAAAAGGAGAGACACUGGAAAACAUAGAAAAUAAUUCACCAUUCUGUCAACAUAACCAACCUACAAAACUUGUCAUGGUUAAAAAGGACGGUCCAAAUAAGGGUCGUCUCUUUUAUACAUGUGAUAGGCCCAAAGGUGAUCAAUGUAAGUUUUUCAAAUGGCUUGAGGAAGCGACUCCAGGAUGGUUAGCAAAGGGAGAGUCUCAGCCCAGCAUGGUUUUAAGUGAUACUAAGAGUAUUGGCUUAUAUUUAAGAAAUCAAAAGGUACCAGUCUAUGAGGAAUGCCAGCUUUUGGUGAGGAAAGGGUUUGAUUUUCAAAGAAAACAGUAUAGUAAACUAAAGAAAUUUGCAGCUGUAAAUCCUGAAUUUUACAGUGAAGCAAAAAGCAAAAUUUAUCUUAAACUGAGUCGGAAGGAGAGUUCUUCAAUUUAUAGUAAAGGUGAUCUUUGGGUGAUUUCAAAAACACUAGACUUUGAACUAGAUACUUUUAUUGCAUGUAGUGCUUUCUUUGGACCAUCAUCUAUCAAUGAAGUGGAGCUAUUGCCUUUGAAAGGCUAUUUUCCUUCUAAUUGGCCCACUAAUACAACGGUUCAUGCAUUAUUGGUUGGUAAUGCCAGCACAGAACUGACUACUUUGAAAAACAUUCAGGACUACUUUAAUCCAGCUACUCUUCCAUUAAUGCCAUACCUGUUAACAAUGUCUUUGUCACCUACAGUUAGCAAUAAGAAUGUCAGUAAGAAAAAAUUUAUCACACCAGCCUUUGCAAACAUCAAAACAAAAUUUGAACUCCUCAACUUAAAAGCAACACUGAAGUUAGCUAGUGAGUUGGUAGAGACGCACAAGUUAAACAAGGAUCAAUCUGCAGCGCUAAUUCAGAUAGCUCAGAUGAUGGCACACAGUAAACGUGGUGAAGAAGCUACGGAGAAUCACGUCCACUCCCUGCCUAUCACUGUCAUCCAUGGUGUUUUUGGAGCAGGCAAAAGCUAUUUGUUGGCUGUGGUGAUUUUAUUCUUUGUACAGCUAUUUGAAAAGAUUGACGUUCUCACAUUUGGAAAUGCUAGACCAUGGAAACUUCUGAUUUCUUCUUCUACUAAUGUAGCUGUUGACAGAGUGCUUCUUGGGCUUCUCAGUCUUGGAUUUGAAAAAUUUGUCAGAGUUGGGAGUAUUAGAAAGAUUGCUAAGCCAAUUUUACCUUACAGCUUGCAUGCUGGCUCUGAAAAUGAAAAUGAACACUUAAAAGAACUCCAUGCAUUAAUGAAGGAAAACCUGUCUCCUAUGGAAAGGGUCUUUGUGAGAAGAAGUAUUGAACAGCAUAAACUGGGAACCAACAGAACCCUGCUAAAGCAGGUUCAAGUUGUUGGUGUGACCUGUGCAGCCUGCCCAUUCCCGUGCAUGAAUGGGCUUAAAUUCCCUGUGGUUGUACUGGACGAGUGCAGUCAGAUGACGGAGCCGGCCGCACUGCUUCCCAUUGCAAGAUUUGAGUGUGAAAAGUUAAUUCUUGUUGGAGACCCCAAACAGCUGCCUCCUGCAAUUCAGGGUUCUGAUUCAGCUCAUGAAAAUGGAUUGGAGCAAACUCUUUUUGAUCGACUUUGCUUAAUGGGUCACAAACCAGUUCUGUUGAGAACCCAGUACCGUUGUCACCCUGCGAUCAGUGCCAUUGCUAAUGAUCUGUUUUAUGAAGGAAGCCUCAUAAAUGGCAUUUCAGAAAGAGAGAGGAGCCCUUUACUGGAGUGGCUGCCCACCCUGUGUUUCUAUAAUGUUAUGGGAGUGGAACAGGUUGAAAGAGAUAACAGUUUUCAUAAUGUGGCAGAAGCUGCUUUUACACUCAAGCUGAUCCAGUCUCUGAUUGCAAGUGGAAUAGCAGGCUCCAUGAUUGGGGUGAUAACGUUGUACAGAUCCCAGAUGUACAAGUUUUGCCAUUUACUCCAUGCUGUGGACUUUGACCAUCCUGAUAUUAAAACUGUGCAGGUGUCCACAGUGGAUGCUUUUCAGGGAGCUGAAAAGGAAAUCAUUAUUCUGUCUUGUGUGAGGACAAGACAAGUAGGAUUCAUUGACUCAGAAGAACGAAUGAACGUUGCAUUGACCAGAGGAAGGAGGCAUUUGUUGAUUGUGGGAAAUUUGGCCUGCUUGAGGAAAAAUCGACUAUGGGGGCGUGUGAUUCAACACUGUGAAGGAAGGGGAGAUGGACUGCAGCAUGCAAGCCAGUAUGAACCACAGCUGAACAAGCUCCUUAAGGAUUAUUUUGAAAAACAAGCAGAAGAAAAACAGAAGAAAAAGAAUGAUAAAUCUGAAGAGAGACCUCAUUAACAGAGACGCUGGUAGAGAUUCAGAGUCAUUUUACACUUUGUUCUGUUAGGGUUUUCCUUACUCCAAAUUCUUUGUUACAUUAUUUAAAAAACAUGUAGAAUAAGUACAUCUACAAGAUUGUUCUUCAGAAAGGUAUAUAAUACUUACAUUAAACUAUGCAAAUAUUUUGUUUGUGAAAGGAAGUUUUACAAAGGGCAAAGGAACAUUCAGAGGCGUACCAGUGUGUUUCAAAGAUAUAGGACUAUCUCAAAAGCUUCCUGUUGAACAUGUCUCUACAUGAACAUACUCUUCUGAACUAUAACCAUAUCAGACAUUUUUAGAAAUAGAUGUACUGCCCCACC
Messenger RNA from Nannospalax galili (Upper Galilee mountains blind mole rat), 6098 nucleotides. It is a transcript of the gene Zgrf1, whose product is annotated as zinc finger GRF-type containing 1. The transcript is spliced from 26 exons. Gene Ontology annotation, molecular function: zinc ion binding; helicase activity. Gene Ontology annotation, biological process: double-strand break repair. Lineage: Eukaryota; Metazoa; Chordata; Mammalia; Rodentia; Spalacidae. Gene Ontology annotation, cellular component: site of double-strand break; nucleus. The record is from RefSeq and is a predicted model, not a curated record. The coding region runs from base 202 to 5757 and encodes 1851 amino acids.